This is a messenger RNA of Camellia sinensis, 2376 nucleotides long. RefSeq names its product F-box protein At1g47056. Gene Ontology annotation, molecular function: protein binding. Gene Ontology annotation, cellular component: SCF ubiquitin ligase complex. The record is from RefSeq and is a predicted model, not a curated record. Lineage: Eukaryota; Viridiplantae; Streptophyta; Magnoliopsida; Ericales; Theaceae. Gene Ontology annotation, biological process: SCF-dependent proteasomal ubiquitin-dependent protein catabolic process.
UUAUAUUUAGCUUGAGAUAGGCCCAUGUUCCAACUCAUUUAAACUCCUCAAUACCAAAGGUACUCUCCUCAACUCAUCUAACAAAUCCACUCUCCUCCGGUGGCGCGUACAAUCACUCGCCGGCGAUUUACCUUUCAUGGGCCAGUCCUCUUCGACCCCCGGCUCUUCUCCGGGGUCAACCCACCGUCUCAGCCACCCCACCCCCACUACCCACCACCGUACCACCACCGUUCGACCCGAGACUCUCUCUCCGACGAAUGAAUCGAGUUCUGAGGACCUCAGAAGCGAUGCAGACUACAUCUCUGAGCUUCCCGACGAGUGCUUGGCUUGGGUCUUUCAGUCUCUCAGUUCCGGCGACCGGAAAGCCUGCUCUCUCGUCUGCCGGCGGUGGCUGAUGGUGGAGGGUCAGAGCCGCCACCGCAUGUCUCUCAACGCCCAGUCGGAGCUCCUCCCUCUCAUCCCUUCCCUCUUCUCUCGCUUCGACGCCGUCACCAAGCUCGCUCUCCGAUGCGACCGCCGAUCCGUCAGCAUCAGCGAGGACGCUCUGACCCAGAUCUCGAUCCGGUGCCCUAACCUCACGCGCCUCAAACUCCGAAGCUGUCGCGAGCUCACCGAUCUGGGUAUGGCCUCUCUCGCCAAGAACUCUAAGGGUUUGAAGAAAUUCUCAUGUGGGUCUUGCAAUUUCGGGGUCAAAGGCAUGAACGCGUUGCUCGAUCACUGCUCGUCUCUCGAAGAGAUCUCCGUCAAGCGCCUCCGCGGCGGCCGCGGAGGUGGCGGCGACGGUGGCGGCGCCGCCGAGACUAUUGGGCCCGGUUUAGCCGGUUCGUCGCUCAAAACCAUAUGCUUGAAAGAGCUCUAUAAUGGGCAGUGCUUUGGACCCUUAAUCGUUGGAGCGAAGAAUCUGAGGACUUUAAAGAUUUUACGAUGUUUGGGUGAUUGGGAUAGAGUUUUGGAAAUGAUCGGAAAUCGAAAGAACUCUGUGGUUGAAAUCCACUUGGAGAGGCUUGAGGUGAGCGAUGAUGGACUUAUGGCGAUAUCGAAUUGUUUGGAUCUUGAGAUUUUGCACCUCGUGAAGACUCCUGAGUGCACCAAUAUUGGGAUUGUAUCUGUUGCAAAACAAUGUAAGCUUUUGAGGAAGCUUCACAUUGAUGGGUGGAGGACCAAUCGGAUAGGCGAUGAAGGCUUGAUUGCAAUUGCUAAACACUCUGCUAAUCUUCAAGAACUUGUUCUUAUUGGUGUCAAUCCCAGUUCAGUUAGCCUCGAAGCAAUCGCUACCAAUUGUCAGAAAUUAGAACGAUUAGCGCUCUGUGGUAGUGAAACAAUUGGGGAUACAGAAAUCUCUUGUAUUGCUGUGAAAUGUGUGGCAUUGAAGAAGCUUUGUAUUAAGGCAUGUCCGGUAUCUGAUGAGGGUAUUGAAGGUUUUGCUUGGGGUUGUCCUAAUUUGGUGAAAAUAAAGGUUAAAAAGUGUAGGGGAGUGACGAGUGAUCUUGCGGAUUGGUUGAGGGUGAGGAGGGGAUCGUUGGUGGUGAAUUUGGAUGCGAAUGAGGUUGAAACUGAUGGGUUGGAUGCGAGCACAAGUGAUGGUGGAGCACAAGAAGACGGUGUGGAGUUUCCAUCAAUUGUGAGCCAAGUCACUGCUGCUGUGGAUGCUCCGUCGAGCAGUAAUGGCAGGCCAUCAAUGGCCACCAAGUCAAGGUUUGGCUUUUUUGUGGCUUGCACUUUCAAGAGGUGGUCAAACAGUGGUUCAAAUGAUAGUUUAUGAAUGUUCUGAACAAGAGUUGUAAAAAGAUUUCUUGUUCUGUCCACAAAUUUUCCCAUGUUUUUUAUCGCAUAGUACUUUCAGUUGGUGUUUAGUUUCCAACUUUAAUGUUGUGGUGCGUUGUUUAUGGCCUUCUGAAACAGUGCUGAUGCCGAUACCUAAACCCUAAACAGUACCGAUAUCGAUGUUUGUAUCAUGUAUCCGGGUAGUGAUUUGCGGAGGAAAUGGAGGGAUAUGUGAAAUAAAAUUGUAUUUCAGUCACAUAUCACACUACUUUUCCUUUCCUUGCUCAAAUUCCUCUCCAAAUCCAAGCACAGUCAACAGAAAUGUUACUGAGAAAUACUUUUGCUGUUCCUUAUGCUUGAUUACGUCUGCUAAUGCAUCUCCUGUUUUUAUCUAGCUUCUACAGCUGGUGUUUUCUGUGUUCUUUUGCUUUUGAUUUUGUUUUGUCUUUGUGGAAUUCGUGUAGCAGGAUUCACUGGUGUCCUCUAGAGUCUAUAGAGACGAUGGUGUUGGCUUUUGAAUGGGUUUAACUUUUUGUAUUAUGCCCAAUUAUAUGUAGCCAUGUUUUCAUGUGAAUCAACAGAAACUAUUUGGAUGAGUUUACCAUCAAUUUA